Messenger RNA from Mytilinidion resinicola, 706 nucleotides. RefSeq lists its product as uncharacterized. Bases 1 to 402 code for a protein of 133 amino acids. Lineage: Eukaryota; Fungi; Ascomycota; Dothideomycetes; Mytilinidiales; Mytilinidiaceae. The record is from RefSeq and is a predicted model, not a curated record. The transcript has a single exon.
AUGUCCGUCCGCAUUCCCACCGGCUCCAGGGCAUUCAUCGCAGACCACCUCACCAACCUCGAUCCCAAUAGUCCCGCAAUGAUCGAGGACUGCCCAAUCUGCACCGAGGAUAUCAGCGUAAACCACCUCGCCGCUCAAGUCACCGGUAUUGCCAAUUGCCACCACGUCUUCGGCCGGCAAUGCCUGAUUGAUUGGCUCCGAAGCGACAACCACAAUAACAACAAAUGCCCCAUGCGUCGAACUAGGCUGUUCAGAUGCAGGCGGCAGCCCAGAGCCGAACAGCCAGGCCAGGGACAACGCCGUAUCGCAUAUAGAGAUGCGGAUACGAUGACGACUGCGCAAUCUGAGAGGCGCCUCCGUAUUUACAUGGCGAGCCGUCGCCGGUGGAGAGCCCGUAGAUAGGGGAGUUCUGCUGCGGUGGCUGUACUGGCGAGAGGUUUUGCUUCGCCUAGACAGGCAUUCGGAGAUGAUAGAGAGAUGGUUUCUUUGGUUGCAUGUAUGAGCCUAAAUAGGGACAGUCAUUGGAAAUCCUCUGGGCAGUCACUGAGUCACUGAUUACGAGAUUCCGUCUUCAGCGUGUCUUCAGCGUGUCUUCAGCAGCGUCUCUAUCAAGCGCUCAGGGGGAAAACGAGUUUGAGAUCUUAAACGAUUUUGAAGCUACUACUAAGCACUGUAAAGAUCGUAAGUGGAAAUACACUAUAAUGUC